Molecule: messenger RNA, 3107 nt
Organism: Amborella trichopoda
Lineage: Eukaryota; Viridiplantae; Streptophyta; Magnoliopsida; Amborellales; Amborellaceae
Product: neutral/alkaline invertase 1, mitochondrial
Biological process (GO): sucrose catabolic process
Cellular component (GO): mitochondrion
Molecular function (GO): sucrose alpha-glucosidase activity; endo-alpha-N-acetylgalactosaminidase activity
Source: RefSeq, a predicted model, not a curated record
UCCAGGCGCUUUCCUCUUUUUCCUCUAUUAAAAAACGUUUUCAUGUCUCCACCAUUUCUUCCAAACUCUAUUUUCUUUUCGUCUCUCUACGUUUCAAUUUGCAAGCAAUCGGAUCUUGAUAUUCAUGUUAUCGUUAUCUACAAGUUUACACAAAUCUAUUGUAUCAAUUCCUUUUCCUCACUAGGUUUUGCAGCGAUUCUUCUAUUUUUCUUAUUGAAUCUCUCUGUGUAACUGUAAAGAAACCCCAUUUCUCUGAUCCCUUUGUUCUGUAAGUUUGAAACAAACGCACCAUUAGUAUCAUUUUCUCUCUCUAGCCUUUCCAGUUUUUCCAGGUUGUCUUUUGCUUUUCUCCUCCGAUUCCUCUGCAGAUAUAUAUAGAACCUCAUUUGUUUUACGUUCUUCUUUCGGAAUUGUUCAUUUACUGUAAAUUUGAAAUAAGCUCGUCAAUUUUCUACCAUUGGUCUCUCUAAAUUAUCAAGAUUUUCAUUUGCUUUUGUUUUCUGAAGUCUCUGUAUCUCUGGUUUUUGAGGAGAACAGGGCACUGUAUAUACAUUUAUAGAUAGAGAGUGUAUAGGGAUUAUUAAUUUGGAUUUGGGUUUCUUCUUCUCGUGAUAUGAAUACGAGCAGUUCGAUGGGUUUAUUGACUGCGAAACCCUGUUGUAGGAUGUUGAUUAGGUGUAAUUCUGUUCUAACGGGAUUCUCAUCAAAAGCUGUUCCCAAAUCGAUUGGAAACUGCAAAUUUCACAGUAAAACGAUGUCAUAUUCACCUGAAAAGAGGAUAUUUGGUGGCCAUCACUGGUUCUUCCCUUCAAGUCGAAGGCCAUAUCAUUUAACUGAAGGUCUCUCUCAGGGAGCUAAGGUUUCUUUCUAUCACUCCAAUUUUUCUCCAAAAAGGCGCUUUUUCAUAUCAGAAAUUCGAUGUAACUCCACCACUGCUGAGCAGCAUACAGGCAAUCAGGGUUUCGAAAGCAUCUAUGUUCAGGGAAUUGGUGUUAAGCCCCUGGUUAUUGAGAAAAUCGAGGAACAAAACCCUGGAGUUAGUGGUAAAUCAGAUAGUUGUGUUCAAGAGUCUGAUGAUUUGAGGGAUUCUGAAGAAAUUAGGUCUUUCAAUAGUUCCGAAAGUAGUGAAGAAACAGGAGCUUCUGGUGAUCAUGUAAGAUUCGAAGAGAUUAGGGCACCUGAAGUUUCAGGAGGCGUUGAAGAAAAUAGGGUUUCUAUAGAGAGGGAGGAGUCAGCGAUUGAGAAGGAGGCUUGGAGGUUGUUGAAUGCUGCGGUUGUGAAUUAUUGUGGGAGUCCUAUUGGAUCAGUGGCAGCUAAUAAUCCAGCUGAUAAUUCACCACUGAAUUAUGAUCAAGUCUUUAUUAGGGAUUUUGUGCCUUCAGCUUUGGCAUAUUUGCUCAAAGGGGAUAGGGAGAUUGUUAGGAAUUUUCUUCUCCACACAUUGCAGUUGCAGAGCUGGGAGAAAACUGUGGACUGUUAUAGCCCAGGGCAGGGGUUGAUGCCGGCAAGUUUCAAAGUGAGAACUGUCCCUCUUGAUGGGAGCCAUGAAGCAUUUGAAGAGAUAUUAGAUCCAGAUUUCGGCGAGUCUGCCAUUGGUCGUGUUGCGCCUGUUGAUUCUGGCCUUUGGUGGAUCAUCUUGUUGAGGGCUUAUGGAAAGUUAACCGGUGACUAUGCACUGCAAGAAAGGGUAGAUGUUCAAACAGGUAUCAAGUUGAUCUUGAAUUUAUGCCUGGCAGAUGGAUUUGACAUGUUCCCAACUCUGCUAGUGACAGAUGGUUCAUGCAUGAUAGAUCGGAGGAUGGGUAUCCAUGGACAUCCUCUUGAGAUUCAAGCUCUGUUCUACUCUGCCCUUCGAUGUGCACGAGAAAUGAUCACAAUCAAUGAUGGGACAAAAAACCUGAUGCGAGCUGUAAAUAACAGGCUUAGCGCAUUGUCAUUCCACAUUAGAGAGUACUAUUGGGUGGAUAUGAAGAAGAUAAAUGAGAUAUAUCGCUACAAGACAGAAGAGUAUUCACAUGAUGCUGUUAACAAGUUCAAUAUUUAUCCUGAGCAAAUUCCCUCUUGGCUUGUGGAGUGGAUUCCUGAUAAAGGGGGUUAUCUGAUUGGCAAUUUGCAACCUGCUCACAUGGACUUCAGGUUCUUUUCACUUGGCAACCUGUGGGCAAUAGUCUCCUCCUUGACUACUCCAGAGCAGGCCGAAUCUAUUCUUAACCUUAUUGAGAGCAAAUGGGAUGACCUUGUGGGGAAGAUGCCCUUGAAGAUAUGCUUUCCAGCUCUUGAAUAUGAGGAAUGGCGUAUAAUCACUGGCAGUGACCCGAAGAACACCCCUUGGUCAUACCAUAAUGCAGGAUCGUGGCCCACUCUAUUGUGGCAGUUCACUGCGGCUUGUAUCAAGAUGGGUAGACCUGAUAUGGCUAAAAGAGCACUUGCAGUGGCUGAGAAGAGGCUUUCUAAAGACCUGUGGCCUGAGUACUAUGACACUCGGUCGGCUAGGUUUAUUGGGAAGCAGGCUCGAUUGUAUCAGACGUGGACCAUAGCUGGAUUCCUUACUGCUAAGAUGCUUCUUGAUAAUCCUGAAUUGGCAUGCAUGUUGACAUGUGAGGAGGACCUCGAGCUUUUAGAAGGUUGCUCAUGCCCCUUGAGUGCAAGCCCAAGGACAAAGUGCUCAAGAAAUGCUGCCAGAUCACAGGUUCUUGUAUAGUGAACCAAGCUUACUUACGUAUGUUGACAUUUCACAGUGAAAAAAUAGAAACAUUGAAAGUUGUAGUUGCAUGUUUAAAUAAUGCAUGUGAAGGGUUUCUUUGGUGCAAGCGAGAGACCCAUUAUAUUAAUAAGUUGAUGGGGGAUUUGUAUGUGGGGGUGGUCUGCAUGCACCUGGCGACUGACAAGAUUCUUUUGGUCAUUUCCUCAACACUGAUUUCAUUUGUAAGUUAGGAGUUCAUUGACUAUAUCCUGACAUAAUGCGAAGGAUAGAAAUUGCAAAUGGAAAGACAUCUUUAGAAAUGAUGUAUGCCACUGUAGAACUGAUUCAUAACAAUAUGUAUAUUCAGUUGCCUUCUUGUAUUUUAAUUGUUGUCAAUGGCAUGUUAGCAGUUGUUUUCCCCAUA